This is a messenger RNA of Artibeus jamaicensis (Jamaican fruit-eating bat), 907 nucleotides long. It is a transcript of the gene PRDX5, whose product is annotated as peroxiredoxin 5. Gene Ontology annotation, biological process: cell redox homeostasis; cellular response to oxidative stress; hydrogen peroxide catabolic process. The record is from RefSeq and is a predicted model, not a curated record. Gene Ontology annotation, molecular function: thioredoxin peroxidase activity. Gene Ontology annotation, cellular component: cytoplasm; mitochondrion; peroxisome. Bases 140 to 787 code for a protein of 215 amino acids. NCBI's taxonomy places the organism in Eukaryota, Metazoa, Chordata, Mammalia, Chiroptera, Phyllostomidae. The transcript is spliced from 6 exons.
CAGCGGUCAGCCAAGGCCCUGUGGUUGGCAGGCUCGUGUUGCGGCACUGCAGUGCCAGCUCUCCCUCUUGCGGCUGCCCUGAGGCGGGAGCGGAGGAGGAGGCGGGGCAGGAAGGUUGUGGUCUCAGCCUCGUGAGGGGAUGACGGGCUUGUGCAUUCUGAACCACGUAUCGGGCUUGCUACUCUCCCGGGCGGCCGCCGUGCGUCGUGCAGCAGCGGUGGGAGGCAGAGGGUGCCUGGAAGCAGGUCUAGAGUGGACGCUUGGCAGAGCCCGCGGUAUCAGAAGCACUGCUGUCGUUAUGGCCCCGAUCAAGGUGGGAGAUGCCAUCCCAUCCGUGGUGGUGUUUGAAGGGCAGCCUGGGAACAAGGUGAACCUGGCAGAGCUGUUCAAGGGCAAGAAGGGUGUGCUGUUUGGAGUCCCUGGGGCCUUUACCCCUGGUUGUUCCAAGACCCACCUGCCCGGGUUUGUGGAGCAGGCAGCGGCUCUGAAGGCCAAGGGAGCCCAGGUGGUGGCGUGUCUGAGUGUUAACGAUGUCUUUGUGACUGAACAGUGGGGACAAGCCCACAACGCAGAAGGCAAGGUUCGGAUCCUGGCCGACCCUACUGGGGCCUUCGGGAAGGAGACAGAUUUGUUACUAGAUGAUUCGUUGGUGUCCCUCUUUGGAAAUCGAAGGCUCAAGAGAUUCUCCAUGGUGAUAGAUGAUGGGAUAGUGAAGUCUGUGAAUGUGGAGCCAGAUGGCACAGGUCUCACCUGCAGCCUGGCCUCCAACAUCCUCUCGCAGCUCUGAGGUCCUGGGUCUAGACACACGUCUUCUGCCCUUUCCUGAUUCACCUGCCCAGCCCAGCCUGAAUUUGGGCCACCCCGUUGAAGCCUUGGCCAGAUUUCUCCAAUAAACACUUUUGGUUCA